Toxorhynchites rutilus septentrionalis is the source of this 1700-nucleotide messenger RNA. RefSeq names its product facilitated trehalose transporter Tret1-like. Gene Ontology annotation, cellular component: membrane. Lineage: Eukaryota; Metazoa; Arthropoda; Insecta; Diptera; Culicidae. Gene Ontology annotation, molecular function: transmembrane transporter activity. Bases 140 to 1564 code for a protein of 474 amino acids. Gene Ontology annotation, biological process: transmembrane transport. The record is from RefSeq and is a predicted model, not a curated record. The transcript has 2 exons.
CGACAAAAGGAAUGUAAUCAGAAUAAACAAAACUAGUGUUUUCUCUACUCCUAAUCUUUAUUGAACUACAUGAACAUCUGGUUUGAAAUCUAAGAAAUCAAAGCAUUGCAUCUCAGUAUCACUUAGCACCUCCUCUGUAAUGGCCGCAAAGCGGGACAAGAGAGGCUUAUCUCAAUAUCGCAAUGAAUACCUGGCGGCAAUUGCAGCUACGUUUUCUUUGUUGGCGACCGUUGCGGCAGCAGGUUGGUCAUCUCCAGCGAUUCCAGCCCUGAAGCAGGAUGAUUCUCCUGUUCCAAUAACCGCAAAUCAAGGAUCGUGGAUCGUGUCGAUCCUUUCGAUAGGGUCGCUAUUUGGUCCAAUAAUCACAGGACUAGCAGUUGAUCGAUAUGGACCGAAGCGGACCCUUCUACUUUCGGUGAUACCGCUUGCAAUCGGAUGGGUUAUAAUAGUGUUUGCUAGUAAUGUUCACAUAAUCUACGCGGCUCGAUUCCUGCAUGGAAUCUCGUAUGGAACUGCGUACUCUGUCACACCUAUUUAUUUAGGUGAAAUUUCUUCUAACGCUAUCCGUGGUUCAACUGGGGUACUUAUAACUGUAAUGGCCAAAUUCGCAUUUUUAUUGGAAUAUAGCAUUGGACCUUACGUGGAUUUCCGAUCACUCGCAUGGAUUUCGCUCACAUUCCCAGUCAUAUUCUUCAUUUUAUUCUUUUGGAUGCCGGAAUCGCCAUACUAUCUAUUGGCUCACAAUCGUGAUAAAGAAGCACUGAGCACCCUUCGCUGGUUACGUCGCUCUGAUGAAUCUUCAGAACAAAUAGAAAAGGAAUUCACGCAAAUGAAGGCCCUUGUGCAGAAAACUCAACAUGAUGAAAGUUCGCUGAAUAAUCUUUUUGCGAGAAGCAACCGAAAGAGUUUGGGAAUCAUUCUUUUACUAUCCUGUGGAAUGCAGCUCACUGGUAUAAAUGCUAUCUUAGGAUACGCACAGACAAUUUUUUCCAAAUUGGAGAUGGAACUGAAUGCAGCAGAGCUCUCAAUCAUUCUGGCCUCGGUCCAGCUAAUAGCAGUUUUCAUUCCAACGUUCUUCGUUGACAGAGCUGGACGACGACCGCUGUUACUCCUAUCUACCGGUGGAUCUUUAUUUGCACUGAUUGCGUGUAGUGUCUACUUCACUUUUGACGCCUUCGAUUAUCCAACGGAAACCCUCAGUUGGGUUCCAUUCGUUAGCACUCUGGGAUUCAUUGUAUCUUUCGCGCUUGGCUUGGCGACAGUGCCAUUCGCCAUUCUAAGCGAAAUAUUCCCCAAGAGUAUCAAAGCGAAUGCAAAUGCGGUAUUUGCCAUGGUUACAUCUUUGGUAGUUUUCGUGGUCGUGAAAUUGUUCCAGGUCAUUUCGGAUAGUGCAGGAACGUAUGUUUCAUUUUGGAUCUUCAGCGGUUGCACCGCUUGUACCGGUGUGUUGAUACAUUUUUUCAUACCGGAAACAAGAGGGAAAUCAUUCGAGGAAAUUCAGGAGAUUAUGACGGUUGAGUCUUCAUCGAAAGAGAAAACUAAAUGCCUGCCGUUGCUGUGUUAGGUAUAAUACUAUAAAUUAUGUUUAUAAAAUGAACAGUGCCAUGUUCACAACCUGACUACCAACUAUUCUGGUCGUUAAUUGUACAAAAGUAAAAGUGAAUGAAAUAAACUGUCACCUUAUUGUAAGUAAUUGACAA